AUAUAUUAGUUGACAUCAGUGCGAGUUGGGGCUGCCAGCCCCUAGCUCCCUCCUCCUUCCCUACCUCCUCCUCCUCCGCCUCCUCCUCCUCCUCCCCCCGGUCUCCGAUGGAAAGAGUUGAAGCCGUGCUGAUAGGAGCCGCCUGGAAGAGACAGCGGAGCUCAGGGGAGGACUUCGGUCCCAACUCCGGCCGCGCCGCGGGGACGCUGCCCGCAGCCGCUCGCAUGGCCCGAGGAGGAGCUGCCUGAGCACCGGGCUCGGGAGAGCCGCCGCUCCGCUCCCCUGCUCGCCCCGCGCCCAGCCCCGCCGAGCCGAGCCCCGCCGAGCCGAGCCGAGCCGUGGCUGCCCCCGCUCCUGCGGCAGUCGGAGCGCGAUGUGCCGGUGAGCCCCGCACCGGGAGUCCGGCGGCCGCCCCAUAAAUCAUCCACAGACAAGCUUAUGAGAAAAAUAGAAGAAUUAAGGCCAAAGAGGCAUGCCAGAGAAGGAAGUUUGCAGAGUCCAGGGGCUUCAGAGAAGACUGCAGUGGGACUGCCUCUGAGAGGGAGCGUUUACAUCACUGAUUCUUGACGGGCUUACCUUCUGGGAUUCCGACCUUGAACUGCUUCCAGGACAUUUGUCUUGGACUUGGCCUCUGGGCUGGUUACUAAGGAUUUUCCCUGGAGCGUGACUUCGAAUAUGACACUUCAGUAAUGCAGAGGCUGUAUCUUCCCUGGGCCUACCUUGGAAGCUAGAUCUGCAGCUGUCCUUCAGUCAUGGUUGUUUCAAGAUUAAAGAGCAUUUCCCUGUCAUUGCCAAGCCUUUUUCUUCUUGCUUUUCAUCUCUCAGCAUCACAGAAUGUACCUGAAUAUUCUGAAGCUGAACAUCAGCAAUGUGUUAGGAAAGAGCACCCCACAAUUGCUUUUGAAGAUCUGAAGCCCUGGGUGUCGAAUUUCACCUAUCCGGGUGUGCAAGACUUUUCUCAGCUUGCACUGGAUGCCAACAGGAACCAGCUCAUUGUGGGAGCAAGGAACUACCUCUUCAGACUUAGUCUACACAAUGUUUCUCUUAUUCAGGCAACAGCAUGGGGUUCAGAUGAAGACACCAGGAGGUCCUGUCAAAGUAAAGGGAAAACAGAGGAAGAGUGCCAGAACUAUGUCCGUGUGCUCAUUGUUUAUGGCAAGAAGGUUUUCACCUGUGGUACCAAUGCCUUUUCACCGGUCUGUUCCAGUCGACAGGUAGGGAAUCUUAGCAAAAUCAUUGACAGAAUUAAUGGAGUGGCUCGGUGCCCGUACGACCCCCGGCACAACUCAACAGCUGUGAUUACAUCACGAGGAGAACUCUAUGCUGCAACUGUGAUUGAUUUCUCUGGACGGGAUCCUGCUAUUUACCGCAGCCUUGGAAACGUUCCCCCACUUAGGACAGCACAAUACAACUCCAAAUGGCUCAAUGAGCCUAACUUUAUUGCUGCCUAUGACAUCGGUUUGUUCACCUAUUUCUUCUUCCGUGAGAAUGCUGUAGAACAUGACUGUGGGAAAACAGUGUAUUCUCGUGUGGCAAGGGUUUGCAAAAAUGAUAUUGGAGGGAGAUUUUUGCUGGAGGACACGUGGACAACUUUCAUGAAGGCCAGGCUGAACUGUUCCCGUUCUGGAGAAAUCCCUUUCUAUUAUAAUGAAUUGCAAAGCACCUUCUACCUUCCUGAACAAGAUCUGAUCUAUGGUGUCUUCACUACUAAUGUAAACAGCAUAGCUGCCUCAGCAGUGUGUGCCUUCAAUCUGAGUGCCAUUACUCAGGCAUUUAAUGGCCCUUUCCGUUACCAAGAAAACCCAAGAUCAGCCUGGCUGCCAACGUUAAACCCCAUCCCUAAUUUCCAGUGUGGGACGCUGAGUGAUGACAGCCCUAACGAGAACCUGACAGAGAGAGUCCUGCAGGACGCGCAGCGCUUGUUCCUGAUGAACGACGUCGUGCAGCCGGUGACUGUAGAUCCGUACGUGACGCAGGACAGCAUUCGGUUUUCCAAACUGGUGGUCGAUAUUGUUCAGGGGAAGGACACUCUCUACCACGUGAUGUAUAUCGGGACAGAGUAUGGCACCAUCUUGAAGGCCCUUUCUACCACUAACAGGAGCCUGAGGAGUUGUUAUUUAGAGGAAAUGCAGAUCCUCCCUGACGGACAACGGGAAGCAAUCAAGAGUCUCCAAAUCCUGCACAGCGACAGGUCGCUCUUUGUGGGCUUAAAUAAUGGAGUGCUAAAAAUUCCUCUGGAGAGAUGCUCCAUGUACAGAACAGAAGGGGAAUGCCUGGGAGCCAGAGACCCCUACUGUGGCUGGGAUAACAAGCAGAAGCGAUGCACCACCAUUGAGGACAGCUCCAACAUGAGCCUGUGGACUCAAAAUAUUACUGAGUGCCCAGUGAAAAACCUGACAACAAACGGAAGACUGGGACCUUGGUCCCCAUGGCAACUGUGUGAGCAUUCAGAUGGGGACAGCACAGGCUCCUGUAUGUGUAGGUCACGUUCAUGUGACAGCCCUCGUCCUCGCUGCGGGGGUCAUGGUUGUGAAGGGGCCAGGAUUGAGGUCGCAAAUUGCUCAAGAAAUGGUGCUUGGACACCCUGGUCUUCCUGGGCCCCCUGCAGCACCUCCUGUGGGAUAGGUUUUCAGGUCCGCCAGAGAACCUGCAGCAACCCUGCUCCACGGUAUGGGGGCAGGGUCUGUGUUGGACAAAGCAGGGAAGAGAGAUUCUGUAAUGAGAACAGCCCAUGUCCAUUACCAAUUUUUUGGUCUUCAUGGGGUCCUUGGAAUAAAUGUAGUGUGAAUUGUGGUGGAGGGAUUCAUUCCAGGCAGAGGUCCUGUGAAAAUGGAAAUACAUGUCCAGGCUGUGCUGUGGAAUAUAAGACCUGCAACCCAGAGAGCUGCCCAGAGGUGCGCAGGAACACACCCUGGACCCCUUGGAUGCCUGUCAACAUCACCCAGAAUGGUGCCCGCCAGGAGCAGCGCUUCCGCUACACGUGUCGCGCCCAGCUCCCCGAUCCCCACGAGCUGCAGUUCGGGAGGAAGAAGACUGAGAGUCGGUUCUGCCCCAAUGAUGGCUCAGCAGUCUGUGAUACUGACUCUCUUGUUGAUGACCUCCUCAAGACUGGUAAGACCUCUGCACGGAUUAUCAAUGGGGGCUGGUCCUUUUGGGGGGCCUGGUCUUCCUGUUCCAGGGACUGUGAAUUGGGCUUUAGGAUCAGGAAGAGAACAUGCACAAACCCUGAACCUAAAAAUGGUGGCUUGCCUUGUGUGGGGUCAGCGAUGGAGUACCAAGACUGCAAUCCUCAUCCCUGCCCAGUGAAAGGUUCAUGGUCCUGCUGGACUCCUUGGUCUCACUGCUCAGCAACCUGUGGAGGAGGACACUACCAGCGAACACGGACUUGCACCAAUCCAGCUCCAUCUAGUGGAGAGGAUAUCUGCAUUGGCCUGCACACGGAGGAGGCCCUUUGCAACACACACCCAUGUGAAGGUGGCUGGUCGGAGUGGUCAGAGUGGAGCCUGUGCAAUGAAGAGGGUGUCCAGUACCGCAGCCGUUACUGCGAGGUCCACAGCCCAGACUCUUCUCAGUGUGUUGGGAACAGCACGCAGUACCAGGAUUGCCUGUAUAAUGAAAUUCCUGUGAUCCUGCCAGCCUCCAGCAUUGAUGAGAACACGAACUGUGGAGGUUUUAGUCUCAUCCAUCUGAUUGCCACUGGAGUCUCCUGUUUCUUUGGCUCUAGCCUCCUGACAUUUGUGAUUUACGUGUACUGCCAGCGUUGUCAGAGGCAGUCCCAGGAGUCGACUGUUAUCCACCCAACCACUCCCAAUCAUCUCCAUUACAAGGGCAACACAACACCCAAGAAUGAGAAGUACACCCCUAUGGAGUUCAAGACACUUAACAAGAACAAUUUGAUACCAGAUGACAGGACCAACUUCUACCCAUUGCAGCAAACCAAUGUGUACACGACAACUUAUUAUCCCAGUACACUGAAUAAAUAUGACUACAGGCCCGAGGCCUCCCCUGGAAGGACCUUUACCAACAGCUGAUGGUGGACAGAUCCUACAGGACUGAAUCACUUCCUAUAUGAAUUUUUUUUUUAAUUGAUUUUAUGGACCAAAUACUGGCCCAACUUCUAGAUGUAAAUAUUGUACAGUAGGGUCUUUUUUUUUUUUUUUUUCCUUUGGUUAAUUGUAUUUCUUGUAAACAGCACAUCUCCUUACAAGGACAAAAAUGCAUAUGGACCAUUCUGCAGAGCUUUUGUGGAUAUUUGGCUGGAGAUGGCUCUUACUACUGGGACUGUUUAUGUCUGGAAGAUCAGCAUUGCUGUCCAAGGCCAACGUUGCCAAGGAGGUGGCUGUGUGCUGGACUUGGUGGCCACCACGUAGCAGCACGGAACACCCAGGUACACUCCAAGCAAGGCAAGAGGUGGCCUUCUGGGGCAGGGCUGUCUGGUGAGGAGCAUCUUUCCUGAGGGUAGCAGUGGUGCACUGGCUGACACACAGUGCAUGAGACAGGAUAAGGGGGAUUCCAUCGUGCCAACAACUUGAAGAAUGUUUUAUUUUUCUUCUCUUUUCUUGGUGUCUUUGCUCUUUUGUUGUUGUUUUUUUUUAAUCUUUGAUAAUGUUUUUUAUGUUUCUGAAAAAAAAAAAGGAAAAAAAAAGUAGUAGCUUUCUAGUUACAGUGUUCCCUGUAUCUUCAACAGAAUCUUUUCAUAUUACAGGAAAUACUCUCCACAGCCUUCUUUGGUAAUAUGCAGUCCAGCUGAUGAGAAACAACACACAAACAAAGUGCAUUACACAAAGAAGCUUUCCAGAAUGUUUCCAGUCUUAAUUAAAAGAAAAUUGUAGAGGCAGUGAGACACUGAGCAAAGUAAAUGUUGGAAUAACAUCGGAGACUUGAACUUGGAGUGCCUAACAAACAAAGAUGUUUAUAUCACUGGAAAAAAAGAUGUGAUGAUUGCUGCACAAGAGCCAUGGGCUUUUUUUCUUUCUUCCUUUGUCUUUUUUUCUGAGACAGUGUUAACUCUUUUUAUUCUAGCUUUGAUCUUGAUUGUGUCUGCCAAGAAAGGCAACUUUAGAGGCCAUGUUCUUCUUGUGGGAAAUCACCAUGCUUUGGGCUAAUUUUUUUUUAAUCUGUUGGUUUGGGUUUUUUUUAAGUUUUGUUGGUUUUUAGUUAAUUUACUUUCAAAGAGUGAAUAAUUGUGACUUUGCAGGGGGAGAGUAUUUUUGUAAGGAAUGUUUCCAUAGUAUGACAUGACCCGGAAAGUCUGCUGCACAUUAUAGUGUCUUCCAGUCAGUACUCUAUGAAAUAGUAACACAGCUGAGUAAUGUGCAUUGUUUGCCAAGAUUUCCUUAAUUUUUCUGAACAAAAACAACCCAACCAACAAAUGCUGCAGCUAUUGAAGUAAAUCGGGGUGGUAGCAUUAUUAAACAGUAUAUCCAGGCUUGAAAUGUGAUUUUGUGUAUGUGCGUGACCGUGUCUAUAAGAACUGUAUUGGUUUGAUGCAGAAGCCAUGUUGUCUACAACCAGAUGUUUGUCUGACAUAAUUGUUUGGCAAAAAGGAAACUUAUUGCUGGUGCUUAAUGUACAGUUACAUCCAGUGUGUUAGCAACGUGAACAAGUUCACUGCUGUUAUCAUUCAGUGUUUCUAAAUAUUUAUAAUGAACUCCUGAUGCUAAGGAUUUUAGAAUAUCGCAAUACUGAGCAUGAGAUAAAAGUACACCCCGAAACGUGCAUGAGCUCCACGUGGUCCUGAGCUUGGCUUUGUUGUCUGCACCUGACUGGAGCAGUUGCUGUGCCCGUGCUUGGCCACUGGCUCAGCUGCCUUCCCAGCGGGCCCGUUUGUCUUUGCUUUCUUUCAGCUUUCACUGCGAGCUGAACACUGAUGGUUUCUCGGUGCUGUUCCUUUGCAGUUGCUUGUUUGGAAGCCCAGCUUGGGCUGUGUGUUCAGCUCUCUGAUGUAGGCAGCCACUAGAAAAUGAAGAAAGACUGUAUUGCUGGUGACAAGGAUAUUGCUUUUCCUGUGAGGAAAAGCCGACAUGGCUCUGUAAGCCUGUGUUGCGCUGGUUUGACCAGACGGCCAGAAUAAAGUAGCCUCCCAUUUCUAAAUUACUUUGACUUCAGUUUGCAGUGAUUGAAGGCUGUAGGGAUAUUUUUAAUCAAGUGUGGUCAUUAGCACUGCCAUGAGGAUGCCUUAGGCUCAGUGGUUCCCAUCAUUUCCAGCUGCUGUUCUUCUAAUUUAGCAGCUCAUCCUGCUUCAGCUCUGGUCUCGCUGAGUGAACAGAGGCAGAGAGAGGUGCCCUUAAACAGGUGUAAUGGCAUUUGAAGCAGCAGCGUCAAGAGCUGAUUCAGACCUUGCAGUUCUCUCUGUCUGAGCAACCAGGUGCAACUCUCCACUUUGGCAUUAUGGCUUGGUGUUCCUAACUCCACCUGGCAGCCUGGCUGGAGUGGGAGCAGCAGGAUGAGCAGGGAAGCAGGACAGCACAGGUACCAGCGCCUGCAGGGGGGCUCUUCCAGGCCCCCAAGCCCCAGGUGAGGAGCGAUGCCUUUGCGCCUCGUACUGUAACAAGAUCCUCCUGGCUUGCUGAAACACUGAAAAUCCUCACUUUAAGUAGUUCUAAGAAGUAUGUAGCCCCAGGGUUGAAAAUUAUUAAUUAGCCUGUCAGGGUGGGAUUUCCCAGCUUUAAUUUAUGUGAUUCAGAAGAAAACAUUGACUCACUCUAGGCACUGUAAAAUUAAAGCUAUAUCCGAGCUUUCCCUUCAGAAUAUUCCCUGUGUUGACAGGUUCUGCAAUUACCAUGCACAUGGAAGAGUUGCAGGUGGAAUUUGGGGUGGGGGACAUGAGGAGUUAAAACUUGCAAUUGUUUUAUUUUUCUAUAUUUCCUUUCUUCCCCCCUCCCCCCAUUUUUCUAUUUUCAGUGUCACAGAACAACACGUUGUAACCUGAUCUUUUUUUUUUUUCCCUGAAGUCCCACGUAGCAGCUGAAAUUAUUUAAAUGUUCAGCCCACCUAGAUAGGUCAUUACUGCCGUCGUGCUCAGGAGGUGGAUAUUUUGUAGGCUAUUGGAGUGCAGAUGCUUCCAGGGUGGUGUAUGUGGUUAUAGUUUUGUCAAGACAUUCCUUCUUACCAGCCAUCCAAAUGGAUUCAGCCCUUUUUCAUAUAAUUGGCAAUCACAGCAAGGGUCUGUAGACUCCAUUCGAGCAGAAAGUAGAAUCCAGGAGAGAGCGAGAGCGUGCGAAGGAAAGAAAUCAGAAUGCUUAUUACUCAAUUAAUGUUUGCAUGAGAGUGCAGUUCUUUAAGGACAAUGUUAAUGCAGUGUGAGGGUUGCAUUUUUAAUGAGCUCUCUAAUGCGUGGCAGGUUAAUGACACCAUGUACAGUGAUAGUCUUGCGAUCCAGGUAAUUUGGCAGCUUGAUCAUCAGGUCUGUAAUAUCUGUAGCAGCCUGAAUUGCUUCUGCAGCUGAUGUUAAACUUGCUAAAAUUUCAUAUUCUUAAGGCUGCCUUACAGUAGACUGGAAAUGCAUUUAGUUUGGGAGCACUGUUUUCCAAAAGACUCAUCUUGCUGUUUGUUUGUUGUUUGUUUUCCUUUCACUUCAAAGACAGAGAAGGGGAACUCUGGGCAGUCCCUGUGUUGUUCUGGAGACACUGGGUCUCUGAAAGCCCUUUGGAUAGAAUUCAGGUAUACAACAUGUAAAAUAUGGUGGAAAUCUUACAGCCAAUUAUGUAGUGGAGGCAUCUUUAGUUGGGCCCUUCUUCCUUCUUUGUCCGUAGAAGUGGCUGCCUUGCUCCCUCCAGAAGGGGUGUGCAUUACAGUGUCACCCAGGCUGUGCUGUGUUGUCAGCCUUUAUGUGAUCAGCUGCCACCCACCAGACGUAACUGGUGCAGCUCACUGAUGGGCCUGACAAUCACACCACAGCCUAAGAGGGGCUGUUGCUCUAAAGGUGCACUUGAAUGUUCAGCAUAUGAGUCAGGGCUGCUUUUAAAUACAUGAACUGUACAGAUACUGUAGGAGAAGAAUAUGUUUUGUCUUACCACCACUGUCCCUAAUGCCUUACGUUCAGAAAAGGAGAUGGUUGGUUUGAAAUCAACAGAGAGUAGGAAUGGAGUGCAUGUCUGAUACAGACAAUUUGAUGCCUCCAGUGUUAAUCUGAUGUUAAGCCCACCUGGAGAGGAAAUUGCUGUCCACUGAGAUUGAUUUAUCCUUUGUACCAAAUGUAGUGGAGGGAGAGCUAUAUAUAUAUAAAUAUAUAUAUAUAAAAAUAUAAAUGUAAAGUUUCUGUAACAACUUACUCUUUUUUUUUGUAAUAGUGUAUACAUCUAUCAGUGGAUAGACACAGUAUAUAUUUAUAAUAUAUACACACAAUAUAUAUAUUUAGCAAAAUGCCUGCAGAGGAAACUUAGAAUAAAAAAGGCAGUGCUGGUAUUCAAAAGCCACAGGGACAAAGUGAAGAAAAAAAGCAUGUAAAGAUCUAGUAACCUUUCUGUUAGGUUUAGAAGACCACUUUUGAGGUAAAUAUAAUUUUUUUAAUUGAAAAGAAAAUUGAUUUUUCUAGUUAGAAAAGCUGAUUCUCCCCUAAAUCAUUCUGGUUAAGAAUGAUUAAGAAAAAGAUUCUUGCUACUGCUUAUAUUUCUGAAUAAGCCUCCCAAAGCUCUCAUGUGUAUCACACUAUUGUUUUUGUAAUUAUAAGGAGGGAGUAAUUGUGCAAAGAAAAUUAAAAUAGCAAGUAGGAGUAACAAAUAUUGUGCCAUUAGAGGAAAAGACACGAUCUAUUAGAACGUGAAAAAAAUGUCACCUUCCAUGUUAGAGAAGUUAGCAGCUGCUUUCUGAGUUCUGGAUCAGCAUUAGCAGCCUUGCCUUAUAGCCACGCUGGAAGGUUUUAGCACUGAAUUUAGGGAAGAGAAAGUGCACAAACCUGUGGCUUUUGCUUUUCAGAGGGGUCAAAAAAAAGCCACCAGGCCAUGGCAGUCAGGCACCUGGUGCCCUGAGGACCUCUGGAGCUUCCAGCCUUAAUAGGCAGGGCAGGGCACAGCGCCCCGUGGAGCCGGCUGGUCUAACUGAGAAAUACCCAGUAAACUGGGUAGGAUUUUUUAUUUUUUUUUCAGCAGAUCACUUUAAAGCCCUGGUGACCAAGGCCCAGACUUGUACAGGUGCUUCUUCCUCAUAAGCUUGUUAGGAGAAAACUUCAAGUGGCUUCAAAAGCAGAUUUGGGGUAGGUGAGCAAAUCCACAGAUUUUUUUGAUAGUGCCUGAUUGCCAGAGCCUUCAAAGCUGGACAGAAACCUUUCUGGAGCUGGGUCCUUGUGGAGCUUAGCCAGUCUCAGCUGUUCUGCUUGAAAAUUCUUCCUUUGAGAAAUUUUAGUGUCUGCAUUAGUCCUGGCUGGAGGAACAAAAGCAGCUACCUACUGUUUAGAUAGCCACAAAUAUUCAACAAGUUUGGAUCCUGAACUGGAUUUUUUUUUCUAUUCUGCCUCCAGUCUCGGCUGCAAAUUCUCCCCUGCUGUUUGAGAGGCCUCAGGGCUAUAAAAGCAGCACUUGGCUUGCUGCAAGUCCCAGCCACAAUUUGGUUUUAAAUGAAUCUGAUAAUGAAAAGUAUUAACCCAGCACUCCAGCUCUGCAACCUCUGAGAGCAGGGUGCUGUUAAUUUGCGUGCCACGGAGUCAAGCAGAGGUCGGCAUGGAUGGGCCAUUAAUAACUGAAGCAAAAAUGUUUUUAGUAACAAAAUGUCAAACAAUGUAAAAGCCAACCAGCUGCAUGACAGCGUGGCUUCCAUCCACACACCCCUCCUUAGAUAACAUCCAAACCUGCACGCACUUGCAAGUACUGCAGUUAAUUAGGAGCAUUCCCACAGAGGAAAGUUUAGGGAGGAUGAUGCAGAUGAUGGGAUUUAGCUUGUAAUUGAGGUGGGAGAGUGACAGAUACAAUACUGGAUCUAGGAUACAAGGGAAGCCAUUAUGUGAACAUAGAAUGUUUGCCCCAUAACAGCAAAACCUGGAGAGUAUUAUUGGACUCUGUUGUGAAGGCACAUCACCCUUCCUAUGCAAUUGAACUUGAUGGUACUUUAGUGUAAAGGUGACCUAGACUGUAAUCACUGCCUUUAGACACUGUGAAUUUUUUUUGGGUACUCUGUAUUUUUAUAUAUUGUACAAUGUAAAGAAUGAUUCAGAAAUAAAAGAGACCAACCUGGCAA
Molecule: messenger RNA, 10170 nt
Organism: Apus apus (common swift)
Lineage: Eukaryota; Metazoa; Chordata; Aves; Apodiformes; Apodidae
Gene: SEMA5B
Product: semaphorin 5B
Exons: 24
Coding region: 753-4031 (1092 amino acids)
Biological process (GO): negative regulation of axon extension involved in axon guidance; axon extension; semaphorin-plexin signaling pathway
Molecular function (GO): chemorepellent activity; semaphorin receptor binding
Source: RefSeq, a predicted model, not a curated record